AUGCUGAUUGAGAACUGUCCCAUCAUCAGUGUGAACGUUCGCGUGUGGCUCUUCUGGGGCUACCUACGGCAAGUUAAGUGGUACAGCUAUCUGGUCGGGUGCAUCCCGGUGACAGUGCUGAACGUGUUCCAGUUCAUGAAUCUAUUCCACAACAUCCUGACCGGAACCGGCGACAUGAAUGCGAUUAUCAUCGACGGAUACUUUACGGUGCUGUACUUCAACUUGGUGCUCCGGACUUCGUUUCUGAUGAUCAACCGGCAGAAAUUCGAACGGUUCUUCGAGGGAAUUGCUGCCGAAUACGGCCGUCUAGAGAAUCAGAAUAGUAUCCGGCCGCUGUUGGAGCGCCUUACUCGCCGGGCGCGGAUUCUAUCCAAAUCGAACCUCUGGCUCGGGGCGUUCAUCAGCGCUUGCUUCGUUACCUAUCCGCUGUUCUCACCGGAAAACAUCCUGCCGUACGGAGUUUUCAUGCCCGGCGUCGACGUGCACGCGUCGCCCGUCUACGAGAUUGUGUUUGUCCUGCAAAUCUAUCUCACCUUUCCGGCCUGCUGCAUGUACAUUCCGUUCACCAGCUUCUACUGCACUUGUUCGCUGUUCGGGCUGGUGCGCAUUGCCGCCCUGAAACACUCGCUGGAGCGGCUGCACGAGCACAACCGAUCCGAGCAGGCUCUGCUUGCCAAGAUGAAAGAGUGCCUGCAGUAUCACAAGGAAAUUAUCAGAUACGUUGCCGACCUAAACGAGCUGGUGACCUACAUUUUCCUCCUGGAGCUGCUGUCGUUUGGCAUGAUGCUCUGUGCGCUGCUAUUCCUGCUGAGCAUUAGUAACCAGCUGGCUCAGAUGGUAAUGAUUGGCUCGUAUAUCUUCAUGAUCCUGUCACAGAUGUAUGCUCUGUACUGGCAUUCGAACGAGGUCCGGGAGCAGAGCUUGGAGAUUGGAGACUCGCUGUACUAUAACAGUGCCUGGCUCGGCUUCAGCAUGCCGGUCAAAAAGAUGAUUAUUCUGCUGGUAGCCCGAGCGCAGCGGCCAUUAGCGAUUACGAUCGGCAACGUUUACCCGAUGACGCUGGAAAUGUUUCAGUCGCUGCUGAAUGCCUCCUACUCGUACUUCACGCUACUCCGACGAGUCUACAAUUAG
Messenger RNA from Sabethes cyaneus, 1131 nucleotides. RefSeq names its product odorant receptor Or2-like. The transcript has 6 exons. Bases 1 to 1131 code for a protein of 376 amino acids. Lineage: Eukaryota; Metazoa; Arthropoda; Insecta; Diptera; Culicidae. The record is from RefSeq and is a predicted model, not a curated record. Gene Ontology annotation, cellular component: plasma membrane. Gene Ontology annotation, biological process: sensory perception of smell; detection of chemical stimulus involved in sensory perception of smell. Gene Ontology annotation, molecular function: olfactory receptor activity; odorant binding.